Molecule: messenger RNA, 276 nt
Organism: Cotesia congregata
Lineage: Eukaryota; Metazoa; Arthropoda; Insecta; Hymenoptera; Braconidae
Source: the annotation of a GenBank genome assembly
AUGGGGCAGCAUAGGAUUUCCUCCCUGUGUGUGCUUACAGCGAGUCCCGGGACUACGGAGGCCGGCUCCCCAGGGGAACUGCGCUUUCGGUGCGUGAUGUGCGGCCGCGGGUACCGCUCGCGGUCCUCCCUCACCAGACACUCUAGGUACGAGUGCGGGGGACUCGGAUCCAGGUACACCUUCACCUGUACGCUCUGCGGGAAAUACUUCUGCAGGCCAGAUCAUCUCAAGCAGCACAUUCUCAACAUUCACGGCGGCACUGCUUUCACCAAAUAA